Cotesia congregata is the source of this 1446-nucleotide messenger RNA. Lineage: Eukaryota; Metazoa; Arthropoda; Insecta; Hymenoptera; Braconidae. The record is from the annotation of a GenBank genome assembly.
AUGAUAAUCAGGCUUUACCUGGAAGGUACCGCUGACCAAACAGAUGACUCCGAAUUGACAAGUCAAGGUACUCAGCCACCAGGGACUCAGGUUGUCCCAGAAACUCAAACUAAAGUUCCAGAAAAUGGAAAUACGAAGGAAAAUGAUGCUCCGGUAGAUAAUGCUGCCAAAACAGCUGUGCCGACAUCCAAGGUGGAUAAAGAGCCGGAAUCGGAGACACCCUGGGAGCUAGAUGAAAACGGCCUUCGCAUAUUUGGUGAAGAACCUGUAGGAAAUGAGCCUGAGUUAAUUUUGCAUUCGAGUAUAUCGAAUCGUUGGAAGAAAUAUCUCUCUGACGGCCUGAAAAAAGAGGUUAAGGAUUCAUUGUUGGAUAAAUAUCCAAGAAAAGGGAAGUUAUCGUUUGAGCCACCGAUUUUGAAUGAAGAAGUGACUGUGAAUCUGAAAGACUCGGCCUUGAAGAGAGACAAAUAUUUCUGUUUAACUCAAAAGCUAGCAGGUUCAGCUCUAUCAGCUUUAGCACCUGUCAUUGAAUCCCUGGUGCCAUCUAAGGAACCAGAAAAUGUUGGAAGACUGGAAAAAGUUUGGGAUGCAGCGAAGUUACUGAUCGAGAUCCACAGAUCUCAGACAGUAGCUCGAAAAGCAUGUAUUUUGCCUACUCUGUCUAAACAGUGGGCUACAGCAUUAGAAAAAAGAACAACUGAUAGUUAUCUAUUCGGUGAGAAAUUGGUGGAUAAGGUCAAGGAGAUCAAGGCCAUUGGGAAAGUAGCCUUCUUUGCCAAAGAAGAUUUUUGCGCCACCAAAUCCUUUAAACUGGAAGAGCUCGUCGAGCCAGAAGAAGCCGGUGUCUCAGGCGAGCGGAAAAAUCUCAAUACCGAAAAAACCACCGACUUCCAAGUUCCAGUCGAAACAAUCGACAUAUCCCAAGUCGAAUCAAUAUCGACCCCAGAACAAUCGCUCCCAGAACCACUAAUCUCACAGGACAGAGUAAGUAUUUUUGCGGGCCGUUUAAGGUACUUCUUGAAGGCUUGGAAAUCAAUCACUAGUGAUGAAUUUGUCAUCCAAUGUGUAAAAGGGUACAAAAUUCCUUUUAAAUCUAUUCCUGUACAAAAUUGUUUACCACCGACUAGAUUAUGGUCAAAACAAGAAACGAUUAAAAUCCGUGAUUUUGCCAAAGUUGUUGGUUCUAUAGUAGCUUGCUGUCCAGCAGUGGAGUAUAGUCUGCUACACUGCAGGCUUUUUGAGAGAGCUAAGGUUCAAGCCUUGAGUAAGAGUGGCGAAUCGACCUUGAAACAAUACAAUGGUACUUUGAAACUUUGGUGGCAAUGGAAUAAGCAGGUCAAUGAAAAUCCAUAUGUGGGAUCGGUGGAGAAGAUUCUCAAGUUUUUGUCAGAGAGAUUUAGUGAUGGCGUUGGGCAUAGUGCGUUGAACUCUGCUAGAGCUGCGCUA